Phragmites australis (common reed) is the source of this 3046-nucleotide messenger RNA. RefSeq names its product ABC transporter G family member 6-like. The transcript has a single exon. NCBI's taxonomy places the organism in Eukaryota, Viridiplantae, Streptophyta, Magnoliopsida, Poales, Poaceae. Bases 445 to 2718 code for a protein of 757 amino acids. Gene Ontology annotation, molecular function: ABC-type transporter activity; ATP hydrolysis activity; ATP binding. Gene Ontology annotation, cellular component: membrane. The record is from RefSeq and is a predicted model, not a curated record.
CCACCCAACCUAAACCACACCCAUUCGACGUGGCAGUCAGCUAACCCACCCUCCCCAGCCUCCCGCCGCAGACCAUGCACACCUCGUCGGCGCCAUCCCGCUGGGUGCGCGCGCGUUGGUCACCACCCCGUCUCCUACAUCAGCACCACCCCAGCCUCCUCCUCGCGUCUCCUCCCACCUCGAUGCACACGUCCGUACCACCGGCGCACCACGCCCGCCACUCUCUGGCUCGUGCCAUCACCACCAGCCUUUAAAGCUUGAGCUCCACGCCUCGCAAAGUCGUAACCAUACCUUGGAGAAGCGUCAUCGCGCAGACCCCACCCCAUCGGCCUCUCGUCCUCUCUUGAACCCUGACACCCUCCUCCUUACUUAAACUCGGCUUGCUUUUGCGGCAGUGGCCAGAGAAAGUAGAGCAGCGUACAAGGCUAGCCAGCUGCUAGCUGCAUGCAUGCAAUGGCGCGCACCGUGCACGACCGCCUCCCGUUCCUGGCCUCGCCCCCGCCCGCGCGAGAGAGGGGCAGGAACCCGUCCCUUGCCGAGAUGCUCCGCCUCGUCGGCGCGGCCACCGUCGACCCAGCCGCCGCGGAGGACGACGGCGCGGCGUCCGCGUUCUCGCUCUCGCUCCCGCUCCCCACCACGCCUGGUCACGGUAUGGUCGGCGUCGGGGGCAGUGCGGGCGUGGAGAUCGGGCGUAGCAUCCAGUUCCGCCUGGUGUUCUCUAACCUGACCUACAGCGUCCGCACCAAGGAGCGCGCGAGCCCCGGUGGGGGUGGCGGGCUGCGCCUGCCCAUGCAGCGCCGCUGCGACCACGCCACCGCGGCGCUCCACGCGCACGCGCCCCGCACGAGGGCGCUGUUGGACGGCAUUUCGGGGGAGGCGAGGGAGGGCGAGGUCCUGGCCGUGAUGGGCGCCAGCGGUUCCGGCAAGUCCACGCUCAUCGACGCGCUCGCCAACCACAUCUCUCGCGACGCGCUCAAGGGGGCCGUCACGCUCAACGGCGAGCCCCUCACAGGCAACAUCAUUAAGUCCAUCUCCGCUUACGUCAUGCAGGACGACCUGCUGUUCCCCAUGCUCACCGUCAUCGAGACACUCUCCUUCGCCGCCGAGUUCCGCCUCCCCAGAGUACUGUCCCCGGCCAAGAAGCGCGCGCGCGUGCAAGCGCUCAUCGAACAGCUCGGCCUCUGCGCAGCGGCCAACACCAUCAUCGGUGACGAGGGCCACCGCGGGGUGUCCGGAGGCGAGCGCCGCAGGGUCUCCAUCGGCACCGACAUCAUCCACGACCCGAUCCUCCUAUUCCUCGACGAGCCGACGUCGGGGCUCGACUCCACCUCGGCGUUCAUGGUGGUCAAGGUGCUCCGCCGUAUCGCUGAGAGUGGCAGCAUUGUCAUCACAUCCAUCCACCAGCCGAGCCAGCGCAUCCUCGGCCUCCUCGACCGCCUCAUCCUCCUCUCCGGCGGCCGCACAGUCUUCAGCGGGCCACCCUCCGCCCUCCCGACCUACUUCGCCGAGUUCGGCUUCCCAAUCCCAGAAGACGAGAACCGCGCUGAGUUCGCGCUCGACCUAAUCCGCGAGUUCGAGUCGUUGCCGACGGGGACUAAGCCGCUCGUCGACUUCAACCGUACAUGGCAGCGGAUGCACGCUCCAAGCCACGGCUCGGCGGACGCUGAUCUGUGGGUGCCCACGAUGCCGCUGAAGGAGGCCAUCAGCGCGAGCAUUUCGCGCGGGAAGCUGGUGUCGGGCUCGGACGUGGCCGGGGAGGCGGCGUCGGUGCACACCUACGCGAACCCGUUCUGGGUGGAGAUGAAGGUGCUGACGAAGAGGUCGGCAAUCAACUCACGGCGCAUGCCGGAGCUGUUCCUCAUUCGUCUGGGCGCCGUGGUGGUCACCGGCGCGAUCCUCGCCACCGUCUUCUUCCGGCUCGACCAGUCGCCCAAGGGCGCGCAGGAGCGGCUCGGCUUCUUCGCCUUCGCCAUGUCCACCAUGUUCUACACAUGCGCCGACGCGCUGCCGGUGUUCCUCCAGGAGCGCUACGUCUUCCUCCGGGAGACCGCCUACGGCGCGUACCGACGCGCCUCCUACGUGCUCUCCAACGCAAUUGUGUCGUUCCCGCCGCUCGUGGUCCUCUCCCUCUCCUUCGCCUUCACCACCUUCUUCGCCGUCGGCCUCGCUGGCGGCGCGUCCGGGUUCGCCUUCUACACGCUGGCCAUCCUGGCGUCCUUCUGGGCCGGGAGCGGCUUCGUCACGUUCCUCUCCGGCGUCAUACCGCACGUGAUGAUCGGGUACACCGUCGUCGUCGCCAUCCUCGCCUACUUCCUGCUGUUCAGCGGCUUCUUCAUCAACCGAGACAGGAUCCCGGGCUACUGGAUAUGGUUCCACUACCUGUCCCUGGUCAAGUACCCGUUCGAGGGCGUGCUGCAGAACGAGUUCGGCCGCGGCGGCGAAUGCUUCGUGCGGGGCGCGCAGAUCUUCGACAACUCGCCGCUGGCGGCGCUGCCGGACGCGGUGAAGGCCCGGGUGCUGGCGUCCAUCAGCUCGGCGCUCGGGGUGGGGAUCGGCGCCGACACGUGCGUGGUCACGGGGCGCAGCGUGCUGCAGCAGACGGCGGUGACGCAGCUCGGCAAGUGGGAGUGCCUGCUCGUGACGGCGGCGUGGGGGUUCCUCUUCCGGCUGUUCUUCUACUUCAGCCUCGUGCUCGGCAGCAAGAACAAGAGGAGGUGAUCGUGCUGCCACGGACUUGUCUGUCUGUGUACGUACGUGUACCGACAUGCGCGCGCGCGUAUGUCCAUUUGAAUGGUCGAACCGUCGAAGCUAGCCAUGGAAGAAAGCAAGAAGCGUGAAGUGAAGGAAGACGUAGUCAACUAGGUGGUGAUUUUUUUAUGUUUUUUGCCCUUCUUAAUUUCUCUGCUGAUUUGAUAGUGGUUUUGCAAGUAUACAUAAUGCUUGGAUCCACUAGCUGGUCGUUCGGUUUUUUUUUUUGGUUUUUUCUAUGUGUCCGAACUCCAAAGAUUAUGAAAAUGAACCGCCAUUUUGUUGUUUUCUUGGGUCA